GUAGGAAUUCAUAUAUGUCAAAUAUUGUAUUGUCUAUGGCGUAAAUAUUCAGCUGUCAGAUGUCACUGUUAGAUUGAGAAAUAAAAUCGAACGUAGGAGACUGGUGGAAGUUUUAGCAGAAUAAGAUGUUUAUUUAAUUAUUUCAGUUAUGUAGAUAUUUCUUGGUUGUGUGCUACUUAUUUGAGUAUCUCCGUUUCAAAAAACUAAAAUGGAAGUGACUAACGGCGCAGAAGAGGGAUUUGUUAGAGAGUGGACUCCUUGCACGCAUAUUUUGAACUUGAUUCCUCCUCGUAUACAGAGUGGAUUAUUUUCCAACGAACUGUGUUUAACUUGUGUGGAUGCUGUUAGUGACUAUAUUGCUCUCGGGACUAACGUAGGGCUGGUGUACUGGUACGACAGAAAAAAAGGAAAUAUUCAAAGGUUAAGAUGCGAGGCGGCAACCAGUGCUAUCACAUUCGUAAAGAUAGUGAGUACAGUGGACAACAUGGUGGGUGCUGGCAACGCUGCAGGCCAGGUCACCGUCUUCCAGAUCCCGAAGGAGCACCCUGAAAAUAUUCCAGACACUUUCAAGCCCAAAGUGGAGCCCAAGGUAGAGAGGUAUACAAUAGGAGAUCUCCACAAGUCCACGAUCACCGCGAUAGAAUGGUCGAAGAAUGGCAUGCGGCUCUUCUCCGGUGACAAGAACGGCGUCAUCAUUAUGACUGAAAUCGAUUUCUACAUGCAUCUGUGCAAGUCGAUGGAGAUAGUGAACGAGGAGCAUGAGAUAGUCCAGCUCAGCUAUCACCAGAACACUCUGCUAGUGUCCAGUGUGUACCGCAGCAUCGUGUGUGAGCGACGCGACGGGCGCUGGCAAGUCAAUCAAAUAGGCAAAAAGGAGCGAAAGAGCCUGUCCCCAUUGGGCGCGGUAUUCCAGUAUUCGUACGCGCGGGGCGGUGAGGCGGCGGUUUACUGCGCUCGUCCCGGGCUGCGGCUGUGGCGCGCCGAUAAGCAGGGUGGCGUGUUGCAGACGCUACUGUUGAAGGACGCGAUAUCCAACCCGCUGACGGUAGCGGAGCUCCUCAACCCGUGCACUCGACCGAGGCCGAGCGCGGACACGGAGCGCAGCUUCGGGCCGCUGCACGUGUUCCGCGACCAGUUCCUGGUGACGCACGACGCGCGCGCGCUCUACGUGCUGGAGCCGCGCGCCGCCCGCGCCGUGUGCGUGCUGGACGCGCUGCGCAGGAUAUUGUCAGUGUCAGUUAACAAAGAAGAGAUCUUCGUACUGGAGGGGCCUCGAUCACUCGUGAGGUUAGCAGCGGCGCCCGAUCACACCGCACCGUCAGACGAGCCGGUGCACCUGAUGAGCAAGUCUCUGACGUCAUCGCUGCAGCACGCCGUCAGCACGGUGCGAGAGCUCACUCACCUACACCAGACAGUCCCCUACUUGGGCAGCGUCCUAGAACAUCCGCUAGCACUCCUCACUAAUAACGAACUAUUAGACAACACCGUAGCGAGCGCAGAGGAAUGCUUCGAACUACCCCCCAUUAAGCACCUGCCGACAGACUUAUCCGAAAACGUUUUGGAGUCCAUCAUCAACGAGUUUAAAGACGUAUCGAGCGACGCGGAGGAGCUGAGGAAGGCUAAGUCUGAGGAGUUGCAGAGGAAGUUGAGGCUGUAUAACAGUAUAAUGGAGAAGAAGUGUGAUGAAGAAGUGAUUCAUAGUAGACGUAGUAGAAGGAGAGAUGGUAGUUCGGGUCGAAGCACGCCGCGCGUCGCCACGCCCGUGAGGAAACCGGACAAUGCCAGCUACACCAGUCCGUGUUUGAUGAACGUCAGUGUCUACAGUAAUGAUCCUCAAAGCGACGAACUUCUUGAAAAACAGAUUGAGGAGAAAGAGAAGAUUCUCGCGAAGAUGCUGAAUCUAGAAUCCUUGAGCAUCACCGCCCCUAACAUCGAAGCACCCAAACGCAAUGACGUCACACCCGUCUACAAGCAAAUUGAGGUCACUCCCUUUAUAGAACCAGAAGUAACUCUACCUGAAAAAAAGACAACAUCAACAGUAACCGCCAAACAGGACUCUAAGCCGAUAGACUUAGUACCUAAAAUCGUGAAACUACCCAACAAUUGGAAUUUAGGAGAUAUAGAACUGAAGCUAGAUAUGAAAUCGAAUGGUGUGAAGGACCCCAGAAACAUUAUAUCGCCGGACGAUCAUAUAGAAAGCGAUUGGGAGAUAAUCUGAUACGAUAAGAGCAAAUGAUCUUAGUCACUUACGUCCAAUACAUACCGAUCAAUGCAUUUUUUUUUAUAUUUAAGAAUGACUCGUAAUGUUUAAAAAUAUAUUAAGGAGACUUUAUGAAAACGACAAUUAUGUAAGAUAUGCACAUAAGUAGAUGAAGUAGCUUUGUUAUCUAGAUAUAGAUUUUCAUAAGACAAUUUCUAACUUGUGAAUGCUUAUAGCUUUAAUGAAAAUACGUAUCAUCAAGUUGCCCAAAUUAUUUGUGCAUAAAAGUGACAUACAUUUUUUUCAGUUGAAAAACUAUAAACAAAAGUACGUAAUUAUAAUAAAAUGAAUAGACAUUUGGCUUUAUUUAUACUUUACAAAAGUAGGAAAGCUAUACAUAAAUUCAAACGAGUCAAUAAAAAGGACUUUGUACACAUAGCUGCUCUCCAGUUUAAACAAUACUACCUACAUGCUACGGUUAAUUGUCAGUCAUAGAAGUACAGUACAAAGUUCAAAAUUGACUGCAGAUUUUUGACAGUAGAAAACCUGUCGUGAUAGUGAGACUUUUUUUUAUCAAAUUUGUGGAAGGAUUAUUAUUUUAUUAUAAAAGGUUAAUGGUAUUCGGUAGCACAUAAUAAUAUUUAUUUAUCGUUUAAUUUUACAGAAUUGGUUUGGAAUCUACUUUCAUACAGUUUACAACUUAGGCGUUAGAUAAGUAUUAGUAUAGGAACUUGUAUAAUGCGCAGCGCAUCAGACUGAUAUGUUUAUAUUAAUUAAACUUUGUCUAUAAGGUGAUCAUUACACGUUAUAUCAUAAUAAUAUGAUCUAAUUAUAAGUAGGAUAUUUGUAAUUAUGAAUUUUGCUUCAAAUAUGAUUUUUGACGAUCUCUGUAGUUGAGGGAGAUUAACCGGAUUGUAUGCUGGUAUUCCACAGCUUCGGGGCGGGGGCUUCGAGUUCCACCUCUUAGGUUCGAGGUUUGAAUCCCGGUAGGUGUAGGUAUGUUUUUAUGAUGAAUACGAGCAUUUGUAACCGAGCCGUGGCUGUUUAUAUAAAUAACUAGAAAAAAAGUAGUCUGUAUCCGUCAUUAUUGAAGAAUUGGCGACUUUAUCAUUUUUCUACUCUCUAGAAGUAAAGAUUUUUUAUUUAUAGGCCAUAAGGUAGCAAAUUGAGUAAAUAAGGCAACUAGGUUUUAGAAAAAAAUAAAUAAUUGAAUUUGAUAAAUAAAAUAUUUAUACGUUUUUCUCAUCAAUUAAAACAUGAAAAAUCAUAAAAAAGACAAGGUCAUGCUUGUGAAUUUUUAAUGCUUGCAUGUAUUGUUCGUAGUCAUUAAUUUCGAAUUAAUUGGUAAUAUUUUACAUAGUAAACAAUAAUUAAAAAAAAAACGCAGAAAACAAAUAGUGUAUAGAGCUUUUUAUCUAGUCGCUACAAGGAUUAAAAUUUUGAUUAAUGAAAAAUCUAAAAAGACGGCUACUCAAACAAGUCGCAAAAUACGAAUCUUUAAAUUAUCGCACAUUGUAUUAGCAUCAUAGUAUUUAUAAAUUUUGAGUAAGUGUUUGGUCUUAUGUGUAUAUUAAAAGGUAAUACGUAGACGUAGCUAUAAAUUAUUCUAGCAUUAUAUGAUUUGUAUUAUUAGGCAAGUAUUACGCAAAUUAUAGUAACUAUAGUACCUAUACUAAAUUUAUGUAUGACUACACAUUCCGAUUAUUUUCGUGCACCAAAGCAAAAUAUGAGCAAUGUACAUUAACCAUCAGACCCUUCGUUCAAAGUAAUUAUUUUUUUUAUGAAAACUAUCACAAAAUGGGAGAAUGUAUAUAAACCGGGAACCAAAUCAACCUCCGAUAGGUGGUGUAUUUAAUUAAACGAACCAGUAGCAUGACAUACAUAAUAAUAAUGUGUAUUUAUAAACAAAAUUAUGUGAUUAAAAAAUAAUCUCCAUCAAAUGUCGCUUGAAAAGUACGGUUUGCAAAAAAAUCUUGGAACCCUUUUUUAGCUCUCCGCUAAUUCAAGAAUAAAAACCAAACAUUUGUAAACAAAAAUAACAAAUAUUGAUAAGUAAUAUAUUCGGUUGAUAUUUUUUCUUCACUUAUUGAGCUUUGGCCAUGAAUGGUUGAUAACCUAAAUCGUCAACCAAAUGUCACUUCAAGUUGCAUUCAGAAACUGGAUUACAAACUUUUGUUUACAUAAAGGAUGCAUGUUCGUAUGUGACCUAGUAAUAGUGCAUGAUUAUUCAUAACUACUCCGGCGGUAAUACAGAGAUGAGCGGAAUAGAAGAGCUAGAUUCUGAUUAAUGUUUUUUCUCACAGUCUUAAUAAAUAAAUAUUAUUAAAAAUCGGUGGGUUUUUUCUCACUUAAUCUUAGUAAAUAAGUUUUAUUAAUUAAAAACUUUUUUUGCUCACUCUACCUAUUUGGUUUGAAUUGACAGCUAUGACAUCACAAUAUGGCGCGCAGUUGGUCCUAUUCAUAGUUGAAUCGCAUUAUACAGUAUACGAGUAAUUAUAUGAGGAACAGUGUAACCGCCUCCUUUUAAACAAUAUCAACUCCUUUCACGAUAGCUUUCAAUUUGUUAUUUGAAAUAAAUUUAUGAUUCACUAAGCGGGCGAAAUUGGAAAUAAAUAAUUUUUCAUGUAUGGGAAUAGUAUCUUUCCCACGUGUCACCCGCCUAUGGGUUGUAACGAACGGAGGAUAAGAUUUAUUAGAACUAAUUGGCGUGUUUUUUAUAUAUAUUAUUCCCCGAUUAGUGUCAGUGACAGUUGUAAUUAAUUAACUCUAAAGUGCCUCGUAUGUCGACGUAGAAAAGUUCCAUUUAAAUAACAAAAUACCUCUGCUUACGAGAACCUACAUAAAGCUAAGAAAAAGAUUUUAUUUAAUGAAUUUUUUGUGCCAUCAUUCGAAAAGUGGAACAAAAAGCAUUUUUUUUAAAACAUGGUGUGGGCUAAUUUUAAAGUUUAGUAUAUACUGAGUGAUGUGCCCGGUUAUCGUUUCAUUUUGAAUUAUUUACUUUUCAAUUACAUAAUAAUUAAAUAACUUAUCGGCAUAAGCUUUUAUGCAGUUUAUUGGUAAACUAUUGCUUAAGUUUUAAUGCCAAGUAAAUUAUUUAAAUGAGUAGCACCUGCCCCUCUAGCAUGAGUAACAAAACGCGAUAUGAUAAAGCGAUUUAUCGACAGUCAACUGUCAAACUCCAUUGUAGUUUGACAGUUAAUGUCGAUAAAUCGCUUUAUCAUAUCGCGUUUUGUUACUCAUGCUAGGGGGGCUGAGGAUAUAAAAGUGCACAAAUUAAAUUUUGAACUUUUAUAAAUAUAAAAUGAUGACUUUCUUAAAAUAUAUUUAUAAUGCAGACACUUCACUUAGCUAUACGGGAUUACUAUUUUUAAACUUGACAUCAGUCUGUCUGUCUGACAGGGACAAACUGUUGUCAAAUUUACAAAAUAGCAAAUACGUAUAGCCAAGUCAAGUGCGAGCAUAUUACGAGUAAUCAAAUUAUUUGGAUAUUAUUGACACUAAACGUUUAUUAUUGUGAUAUUUUUGUUUUUGUGCGAUGUUAUGAUUUUGGUUUAAUAAAUGUUAUUGUAAUUUAAACUGUGUUUUUAUUACGUACUAAAGCUGGUUCUAGAAUGAAACAUGGUAUUUAUACUUACAAACUUUAUUGAUACUUUACAGCCAUAAAUAAUCUAACCCAAAAAAAGUGAUGAACAAAAAAAUCAGAUCUUUCAAACAUUAUUUGAGCCGUCACACUCCUGCUGUACCUUUCCAUGUAUCUGUUUCUGUGUUAACAAAUACACAAUGUGAAUACCAUGUCGGUAUUAAGUCUCGUGUACUCAAAACAACAAAACUGAUUUAAAUUUUAAUGUUAAAUUAAUUGAACAAACUACAUAGACAAUCGCAAGAAAAAUAAUUAUGCAUACGGUUUUCUCAAUGCAUUGAGAAUUGUCAGAAGGGUAUAGAUUUUUUUUUCACUUCACUGUACCCAUGUAGUUAGGAUUAAAGAGACAGUAGUGUGAAGCUCAAGCUACAUAAUAACCUCUCACAUUCAGUAGUCUUAAAAUAUCGAAUCAGUUUUUUUUUAUAAUAAAUUAACGAUAUAUUUUAAGACAUCUCGAUCAUCGAAUAAAAUGUAUUCCACAGAAUGUCAACUCGGACUAUACACAAUUAUUGUUUAUAUAACUCGGGCCAAUUCAGAAACUAAUCUAAACUGACGACGCAAGACUUUCUGUCCCUCUUGCACAUUAUUCCUGACAGGCAAGUGCGAAAAGGACAAAAUAUCCGGCGGCGCCAUUUUGGUUUAGUUUCUUCAUUUGCGAGAUAAAUACAACUUAAAACUCGCCAUGGCUCACCUGCAACAAAAUAGGAACACAUUCGUAGUGAAACGAUCAAGAGGAUAUUUGAAGACAUCAAUUAAAAUAGAACAUCUCUAUGUCGAUGUAUAUGCUUAUUAAUUACUAUUUCAGCUGAUAAGAACAAUCUGUCAAGACAUCAAAGUAUAUAGAAGUAAGUAUCCUAUUGCGGAUGAGCCAUUAUAUGUCAAAAAGUUAUAUAAAGGUGACCAAGUAACAUAAUGAAUAGACAACACUGCAGAAACAAUCCUUUAUAAAAUAAAUAGGUAAAGAAAAAAUAAUAAUAAAUCAGAGAUCAUUUAGAUGUUAAUCAAAACACAGCAUUAAACUAUAGGAAUAUUAAGUAACUACGCUACGGUUAAAUAAAUUGGUCACAGAAAUAAACACAGUAAACCAAAAUCUUAUUACUAAGCUAGAUAAGUGAAAACUAUUCACGCAACAAUCACUGCGUACUAUGCUAGCAUUUCAACAUGCCUAUUCGUAUUUCAUAUAUGUAUUAAAAAUUAAACAGUGGCCCGUCCAUUUCAUUCCACAGGAGGCGGGCAGUGUUUUUUCCAUACAAACGUUCUCGACUGAUUCCUCUUUGAUUUUUAUCACUAAAUAAAUGAUUUUCAUACAUAAAAUAAAAUUUUACACAUUCUAUGCUCCUGUCUUCCUUUUAUCGAUAACUUGUGUUUCAAAAAUGCCAAAAAAAGAACAAAUUUUUAUCACCACUGAAGACGUCUAGUGUGGAGAUUCAAUAAACAUUUACAAAAAAGCAAAACAUAGAGGCCUAGCAUAACAACUUAUUAUCCUAUAGGUAAAAAUACUUUUACAUAGUAUCUUACUUCCGAGGAGAAAAUCGUCGAGAGCCAAACUUAUAAUUUAGCAAUAUUUAUACGCAAUUUUCAGCGUUAGCUACUGUUGUCCCUAUCGCACGGUAUUAGUCAUUGCGCGACAGCAAUAGUUGCUUCAAAUACCUAUUUCUCAAAUGUCUUUAAGCUCGCAUCGGCUCUUAAACAUAUACCCCCUUAUUAAUAAACAAGGAAUAAGCUUAGACUAGUUACGCCGUGUUUUGUUCAUGUCACUCAAAUGUCAUUUGUCAUUCAAUAGACAAAACAUGGUGUAACUAAUCCACGCGUAGUCUUCGUUUAUUAUUAAGGGGGAUACAUAUACACUGUUGUCAAAUUUAAGAAUAGCCAUUUUAAAGUGCCGAUAGAUAUAAACUUGAUAACAAUAUUUCCUUUUCGCUCCCGUUAGAGUAUGAUAAGGACAACAUGCUGUAAAAUUUUCAGAUAGCUAAUACAAAUAGCCAUAUUGAAGUGCUAGCAUUAAAAUAACAACUUUAUUUGUAUACAUCUAUAGAAGAUUAAGUGCUGAAUUAUUUUUAAUCAGCUUGCAAUAGCUAUUAGAACAUGUAAGCUAGUCAGAACAUACACUUCGUACAACGUGAAGUUGUAUUUCAAUUAGAUUAGCUUUGCAUUGCGUCAUAACAUUUUUUAAGCACAUGUGCAAAAAGAUGAUUUAAAUAGGUAUACAUUCUUUAAACACUAGAUCGAAAGCUCGCAGACAUUUCAACAUUCACUGCUCUAAUCAAUUUCUAAUAGGUACAAACGAAAAUCAAUUGAAUACCAUCGUAUUUUAUUUUAUGAAAACCAAACCAAAAUAAUUAUGGGGUACUGCAGUGCAAUUCUAUAAGAACAAGCUCACUUUCACCGCGGAUUAAACCGGCGCGAUUUGAAAUAUAGAUAUAUGAAAUUCGUUUUUAUAUUUCAAAUCACAACGCAGAUUUCAAGAUGAAAUGAGAGAUGAAUGUUCUUACAGAAGGAAACUACUGAUUAUUCUUACCAUAACAUGCUUAUGGAAAUCACAUUUCUCUUAAACGAUAAGCUAAUUCAUUACUGGCAAUAUGACUUUAAACUUGUUACUUUGAAUACUCAAUUCUCGCUAUAGUUUCUACAAAUAUUUAGUUCGAAACGCUCAAUAGAAAUCAUCAAAAUCAACGAAAGCUAUGAAGCUUUUAAAUGUAUUAACAAGUUACUACUUAUAUAUCACAAUAAUUUAGCGCAAAUUAAGCCGUAUACGAAAUAUUAGCUGCCGAUUACUCACAGUAUCUUAUCUUACAUACAUUUUACAUUCCCGCAAACAUCUUGAGCAACAUUCUUGUCUAUUGUAGACAAGGAAGCCUGCGCAGUAGCAAUAUUACAUACAAAAACGUCUUCUGCGCAAGUUUCUCUGUGGUUUUGCUCAAGAAGGUUCCACUACCUAUAUAUAUGCUAAACAAUGCUCAGGCAAACACUGUAAAAGUCUCGCACACAUAACUAGUCAUCUUCAUAGAUAAAUAAUUAUAUAAAAUAUAUAUGUAUAUAAAUAUUUAUUUAAAAAAAAUGUAGUUCCUUUUAUUGGUGUAUGUUUAUAGUAAAUCACUUUUUUUAUUAUAGCCGCAUUCGUGGAUUUCUUUAUGCCUAAAGGUUGACUGGCAGAGAAUGGUUUUAGCAUUAAGUCCGCCUUUAGUCCAUUUUUGUAAUUGUGGCAAUAAAGUUUAAAUAAAUUAAGGAAUUUACUUAUCGUAAAUCACUGUUUCACAAGCGGACCACAUUAUGUGCGAAAACUGUUCAUAUUGCAAGCAAUUUUUGAUUGACUGAUGGUAAUACGAUACCAUAAUUGUAUGGAACUGUUGUAUAUUUUCACUAUCACUGUUGUGGUUAUGCUUGGGAGAGCAGUUAUCCCGACCACAUUCAAUCUUCAACUUUCUCCAACUAGUUAUUUCCUAUCAUAGCCUAUUUAAUUCGUUAUUUACUUAAUUAAUUUUAAGUCUUUCAUAUACUUUCUUUCCUCAGGGUUUAGACUUACUAUUCUUUAGUUAAGAUUCGAUUCCAUUAUCGACAUACCACUAUUUCCGAUAUCCUAUCCUCAGUAAACAAUAUAGGUACAUAUCGAGUUUUAAAUAAUUUAAUAUUAAUUACAAAUUAACUCUGGUAAGUUUACCUCUCGACAUGGAUAGGUAAUCGGGAACAGUCGUUAUGGAUGUACCGAAGACAAUUACCCAUACAUGUAUAAGAAUAGAGUAGGCGAGAUAUAGACUCUAAUACAAGUGGAAGUGUCCCUCUAAUAGAAAGAGAGAGAAGAUGAGAGACUGCUAGCUUUCUCUCUCUAAUCGCGCAUGCGCAUUGGCAAGUAUCUACAUAUUUCGAUGUGAUGCCAUUUGAUGCCAUGCGUUACAAGAGAGAGAGAUAGCUAGCCGUCUCUCAUCUUCUUCCUCUUUCUACGAGACGGACACUUUUAGAGCCGCCUUCCCCAUUCUAUUCUUAUACCUCUAUGCUAUUACCACGUCUACAUAAACAGUCUUUUUACCAAAAAGUCUUCUCUUCUCAGUCUUUAGUUUAUGAUGAUAUUUACUCUUCCAUUUAAUAAUUAUAACCUACAGCCAUCAGAAACUGAACACAAAUCGAGUGUCCAAUCUCUAAGGCUUUCAUAUUUGGCAGUGAACUUUCCUAAUUCCAACAUUUACAUACAUUCUUAUCUUACAUACAAUAUACUGGACACCUAGACAGCAUUAUUUUAUAAAAUUAGAGUUAUUAAAGCAUUAUUUCAUUUUAAAAAGUCCUUAUGACAUUUACAAUCACCAAUCUUAUCUAAUAAUAACGAAUGCCUCAUUGGUCAUUUCCCAUAAUAAUACAAUUCACUAACAACCUCACUCAAAGACGGCUAUUUACUUUAAAGAUGCAUUUAUUGUUACUUUGUUUGCGAUACCACACGACUUAACGAACCAUUAAAAUUAAAUGACGUCUUUGUGUGCGACUGUAAUAAAGUAAGCACAAUAUUAGUCAAUAGAAUUCCUUAUGAAGAAUUCCAGAAAUGCCUAAAGGUUAACAACUCACGGCGCGAUUUUUACCAGCGCCCGCCGUGGCUGCGGGAAGGCAAAUCGCGUGAAAUGUGAAAUUGUACGUUGAACACAAUUUCAAAAUUAAUGAGGCACGCGUUGCGCGAUUGUUUGUGGCACGAGCGGGUCGCAAUCACAAACGACGCAGCGGGGUGCGUCCGAUCUUUUCUUGUUAACGCUAAUUGUCAAAACUAAAAUUGGAGCUUUCUGCUGGUGGCUCACGCAAUACUGUUUAAACAAAAAUCUUCGGACACUUCACGCGACGUCGCGUGAUUGGCAAUGAACGUGUUAAGGGGCUGUUCAUUAAACACGUGAGGCUCGAAAGGGGGGGAGGGGUCCAUAAAAAAAUCGCGAAAUAUCACAAGGGGGGAGGGGGACUGUAGUAAUAUAUCACAUGUAUUUCCGUGGUCCGGGGAACCUGUACAUUAAAUAAUGUUCAUGUAUAUAUACAAAAAAGUUUUUCGCAUUUCUUUUAUUAUUUUUAUGUCAGUCAAAAACCACCUGCAACCUUUCUGUCGUCUUUAAUUAGUUAAUCUUAAUUUUUUUAGAAUAAAAUUAGAUGACACUUAUACACCUGUAUUUCAUAAAUAUUAAAAAAAUAAGAUUUAUUGUAGGUAGUAAUAAAUACACGUGAUAUAGGGGUAGAGGGAUGGGGUUGUCUUAAACCUCACCAUGUAUUACCAAGGGGGAGGGAGGGGUUAAAAAUGCCAUAAAAACAUCACGAGAUUAAUGGACGGCCCCUUAGUUUACAAACGAGAGACCGCGAGACCGCACAAAAAUACGAUUUGAAUUAGAACAGCUCUGUGGCGGGCGCGGGAAUCCGCUCCGUGAGUUCUCACCCUUAAAAUAAAAAUUGGGCUACAGGACGCAAUAGGAAAAUAAAUACAAUUGAAGCUUACACUUGUUUUCCUUUUAAUUAUCUAAAUAUUUAAUUAUACUAAACCGCCCGAUUUACGAAUUUCACUUAAAUACUAAUCGGUUUGUUUUUAUUUAUUUUUAAGCAUUUAACUGCUAGAUGUUUAAAUCUAAAGAAAAGUUUACUAGAAAAAACCUACCUGGGUGGGUUACCUACAAUGCGAAGAGAUGGCGCUGCCUUGCAGCUUAAGAAUGGCAAGAAGAAUUUCGACGCGGCCAUCAGGGCCGCGGUAGCAUAAUUGGUUAGUGCAUUCGCCCGGAUUGCGAAGGGUGCGGGUUCGAGUCCCGUCCGCUGCCUGGUCAGCAUGGAGUUUUUUCUAGUAAGUAAACUUUUCUUUAGAUUUAAACUAAUCGGUUUAAUGUGAUAUUUGCGGCACAACAGUAUAAGAGUGACCAAGCGACACACAAUUUUAUUGAGCGAUGUUGCGUUGUGUUGGAACAGAAACACUAUUGGAAACAAAACCAUCACUCAAAGCGCAGCGAAGCACGAAUUAUUUGAUUCCUCAAUAUAAUCUAAGACGAGCGGGUUGACUAAAUAGAUCGCAAGACAAUGCAGCAUAGCUUGAUGUUGUUGAUUAGGGUUUACCUUAAGGCCUUAAUCCUAUCCCUCCGCCGACGACUAUUGAGCGGGUAGACCAAGAAAAAUGAAACGUCAAACUAGUGAAGACAAGAAAAGUUCUCGUCGGCGGCAGUUUAGUAGUCCACGAUUAACUAUAGAUAAAAUAAUAGUGUUAAAUGCCGCCGUAAUUAUUGCAUAAGGUUAAAACCACAAAAUUAUAUUAUUAAAUACUGCAUGUUUGUUAUGCUAAGCUUUCCUGUCCCAUCGCGCUGCGACCAUACUUAUUAUAUUGGACGGUUGACAAAAUACUUUUGGAAAAUAAACAUAUUAAUGUUUUUACUUUGCCUUAUUCACAAAUAGGUCGAUUUUUUUCUAUGCACUCUCACUUUUUUGGUAGUAAUAACAAAGAACAGAUCUAAGCUAGAAAAGAAAAAGUCCGAAAGAAUAAUGCAGACAUCUUUUAUUAAAGUUAUGGAGUCCACUUUUGCAUAUUCAUUUCGUACUCAGUAAACUUGACUAUCUUAUCUUGCUUUCUCUCAGUAAAGUCAGUCUCAGUUUGUAUAUUGAAACAAUAUUUGUAGAAUAAAAUAAAUCUGAGAUUAUAAGGAAUACGAACAGUUUCCAUUUUACAAAACUGUGCGUGGCUAUAAUGGCGAUUAGAUUUUAUUGAAAUUUGACAAUUGUUUGAUCUUUUUCCAUCAGAACGGUCACAAUGAGAGAAAUUCUAGAAAAAGUUCGUAUCAAACUAGAGUAAAGGGUGAAAAGUCAACAUUAAACCUGAAAUCAACCUGUAAGGGAACUUAAAGGAUCAGCAAUGAAUAGUCAUCAAUGGGCUUAAUCUUUUUGAACUCACAUACCCACAUUGUUUUCGCCAUUAAGAACUUUAUUCAUUUAAAUAUAAGAGUCAUUUUCGUUUCGACGUCCCCAAAAUUUAUGUCUUAUCUACGAACGAAGGUAAUAAAACGUUUAGUUCGAUAUUUACUAUGCGAAAGCGCAACUAAAACCUAGUUGAUUUCUUUAUUUUAACUUGAAGUAGGUCGGUAUUUUAAAACGUCAAUCGAAAAGAUUUUUGUCUUCACACUUAGCUCAAUAACAUUGAACCCCUUUUGGUAUGUAAGUGGCGUCUAAAAAGAGUACCUAAUAAUAAUUGAGGAGCUGGCGACCAAAACGGUAUAAUUACAUAAAAUUUAAUUUUACAGGAGCUGUACAAAACUGAAUGACAUACCUACAGUGAGCUUUUGGCAUGGUUAUAAUUUAUAAAUUUAGUAAUUUCAACACUGUUUUAGGCGGUUUUGAUUGAAAAUUAUUUGAGAUUCAAAUUCAACGGGCCCGAAACCUCUAAAAAAAAAAAGACUGUAAAAAAAAGUAGUUCGACCAGAUGCGUAAUUAUACCGUUUUGUUCGCCAGCUCCUCAAUUGUGAAUAUGAACCUAAUUACUGUGUGUAAUUGUUAAAUUAACAAUCCCAUCGUCAUCAUCGUGUACUUUCUUAUGAGGAAAUUAAUUAUUAAGGCCCAUAUUCAUAGCAACGUGUCAGCUUCUAAGUACCUUAAUAUUAAGUGUUCAGUCUCUUUCUGUCAUUUUCCCUAAUGUCAUUUGAGUUAUGUGAACAAAACACUAUAAUUAUUAAAAGCUUAAUCUUCGUUUAUUAAUAAGUGUCAGAAAUAUCGUCUAGUUUUAUUUUUACCUUUUAAUGAAAUUUAAAAUAAUUUAGAAAGAAAAACGAAUUUUUGCCCUACAUAAGAGGUUAUAAAAUUAAUAAUUGACAUAUACAGAUAAUGAGCAUUUAACUAUGGUUAGUGGUAGUGUAAUAUAAUAAAAAAAACCUUUAAAAUUUAAAACUAUGAAUUAACACUUUCGAUAUCUACACUUUUCUAAAAGCCAUCAUAAGUGAUGACUUAGAGAUGAGAUGUCAUCACACUUUCCUAACCAACAAUAAUAUUCUUUCAAUCUGAACUUGUCUUCAAAGUAUGAUCAGUUUAUAAAUAGGUAAGUAAACCAUUUUAUUUAGUGCCUCGAAGCUUGAACUUAUGAGUAAUUUUCUAAUAUCAUUUGUGCAAAAAGAGCAAGAUUAUACUAUAUUUGAUACUUUUCCAAUCAUUAUACAUUUAGUGCAACCACAUUAGGGUGGAUAUUUUAUCACAAAGAAAUUGUCUUCUUAGAUUAAAUAUUUAUGUAUGUAAUGCAAAAGUGUUUCGGAAUACUAGUGCUUCCAUAUCCCACAAAAUAGUCCCAAUCUUUAUAAAAUUACCUGCUCCCAUUAAAAGAUAUUGAAGUACCAGCAUUUAUAUUUAAUUAAGUUUUAAUUUUAUAGCAAGCCUAAGGGAAACAUCACAUUUUACACAGCACACAAAAAUAUAUAAUAAAUCGUCUUAAUGAUAUUACAAAAAUCAACUCUCGUAUUCUUGUAUAAACAUUUUAUUGAGCAAACUUAAUGAACUGCUGCAUAAAUUCAGUCGAAAAAUAAUAUUUUUGGAUGAGUAUUCAUUCUGGAAAUUUUCUAAAAAUAAGUCCAUCAUAACGAGCUUACGUAUUAAAAAAAAUAUUGCGUCAGCAAUAUUCAGUCAUUGUCCGGUUUAGACUUAACAAGUCUAAUAUUUUAUUUUAUUCUUACACCAAAAAGACACUGUGUACAAGCUGUAUUCCACUUAACAAUAUGAAUGCAUCAGCUCUUCAGACUCAACAAAAAUGACAAAAUUCAGUAAUAGAUUUCCUAACCUUAAUGGUUACGUACAAAGUACAAAAUCGAUUGCAUUCUGAUAUGUAGCAUCCUGAAGAAAUUUGUUGUUACAGUCUGUAACAGUGCCUUGACAGUAUUUUUAUUUAUCUCCUAAAAUGUCUAAAUUGUCAAGUGCGUGCCAAUUCGAAGUGCCAAGUUGUCACGGGUUUAAUAACUUAAGCAAUAAAUAGCCUCACAAUUGUUCAUAGAAAUUGCAAUAUCAUGGUGAAUCUAUGACUAUUGUUAGAAUUCUCGUUUCUAAUGAUCAUACAAUGCAUUUAAUAAAACACCAUCAAAGUGGUUACAAAGUAGGUAAUUGUUAUUUUACAAUAAAUUAAUUUUACGGACUCUUUUUAGGGACUGUACUUUUAAACUCAAUAUUCCAAGUAUCAAGAACUUCGUCUUGUCUAUUCUACUCUAUACUUAAAAAAAACAAGUUUGCGUAAGAUGGAUGGAAAAGGAUUUAAACGUAAAAAAGCAGGUUCCGUGGAUACAAGUGAUAUCCCUUGUAAGUGUUUUAUUAAAGAAACGGCGCAGCAACGAGGAAAAUAAUUAAUGACCAAAAAUAUUGUCAUUUUUCUAUAAACAAACUGAUUCUAUAUGGAAAACUAAAUUUCAAUACUGGAAAACGAUAUGUUUUUGUCACUCGAAAUUCCGCUUUCUGUACUUGUUGAUUUAAUAAAUCAAUGCGAUAGUAAGUUGUCUCAAAUCUAAAUUCCUGAUUGGAUCGUGUCUCACAAAUGAUGGAUGUAACAGCCCGUGUAAAUUAUUAUUUUCCUUUACAAAAAACAAACGGUUCGGAAAUAAAGGUGCGAGGUAUUAAUAAUAUAUAAGUAAUUAGCAGACACAAUCAAGUCUAAAAAUAUGUCUACAAUUUUGAUAGUUCGACGACGCGUUUUCACAUAAACCAUAAUACAUUGCAUACACUACUUUACACAACAAAAGCAAAAAUUUCCAAAGUUAAUUUUUUUUAACUUGAAAUUCUCUUAUGCUACCGCGGCCCUCACGAACCGCGUCGAAAUUCUUCUAGCCAUUCUUAAGGUGCAAGGCAGCGCCAUCUCUUCGCAUUAUAGGUAACCCACAAUGUCAAACGAAUACUUUUAUAAGUACUAAACAUUUGAAAGAAGAAUUAGCAAUUAUAAUUAUAAUUUUUAUUAUUUUAAAGCUGCUUGAUGUUUAAAUCUAAAGAAAAUAUAACUAGAAAAAAGUCUAGGGUGCGGGUUCGAGUCCCGUCUGCUGCCUAGUCCGCGUGGAUUUUUUUCUAGUUAUAUUUUCUUUAGAUUUAAACAUCAAGCAGUUACAUGCUUUAAAAUAAUAAAAAUUAUAACUUGAAAUUCUCUUGUUUUGUAAAUAUGAGAAAUCAAAAUUGUAAACAUUUUUUUCAAACAUGAUUGUGCUGUCAACCUGUCUCAAUAUCUAUCGAUAUGAACAGAACUAAAAUAAUAUCACAUACCUUAAGCGGCUGGUAACGUUGACUAGGCGAUAUUAGUUCUAGGGGACAUCACCAUGUACUGGUGUUCUAUAGGUGGAAUGGGGACUAUAGGAGACAUUGGUAGGUAAUCAUUCUCCGGAGUGUCUUUGAGGCGAAUCUUGAAUUGAUCCCGACCGCGAAGUAUCAAAUCCAUGAUCUCUUGGGGCAAAGCUAGCGUCGUUACGGCGUCAUCAUUGAAUUCAAUCGACAAAUCCGCAUCGUAGUCUUCAAACUCGUCGUCCAAACAUUCGACGGAUUUGCUACAGCGAGUGGUGGUGACGUGGGCCGUCGUUUCGUCCAAAAACUCGCAGCUUUUCGCCUCGCCUUUCCCUAUUUUGAGGCCUCGCAUCUUUUUGGACACUUUGAAACUCUUGAAUAUGUCCCGAGUGGGAGUGAAGUCGAACUUUUUCUUUUUGGUCUCGACGUCUUUGUUGUCUUUGGAAGAGUCGGAUUUGGGCGAGCUGGCGAUGCGGGAG
This is a messenger RNA of Chilo suppressalis (striped riceborer), 16531 nucleotides long. The record is from the annotation of a GenBank genome assembly. Lineage: Eukaryota; Metazoa; Arthropoda; Insecta; Lepidoptera; Crambidae.